Molecule: messenger RNA, 3475 nt
Organism: Thunnus maccoyii (southern bluefin tuna)
Lineage: Eukaryota; Metazoa; Chordata; Actinopteri; Scombriformes; Scombridae
Gene: pcca
Product: propionyl-CoA carboxylase subunit alpha
Exons: 23
Coding region: 55-2190 (711 amino acids)
Cellular component (GO): mitochondrion
Molecular function (GO): propionyl-CoA carboxylase activity; metal ion binding; ATP binding
Source: RefSeq, a predicted model, not a curated record
AAACAAAAGAAUACAUCACCACGCCAGUGUCGUUGACCGUCGCAGUUCGGCAACAUGGCGGCGCACAGUGUCACUACACCAUUGAACAGGCUGCUGUUUGCCUUAAAGCAUGCUUCAUUCCAGUCCAGAUGCUGUGCUGUGCACAGUAAGGCCCAGUAUGCCACCAUCUACAAUCCCAGUGAAAAGACCUUUGAUAAGAUCCUCAUUGCCAACAGAGGGGAGAUUGCUUGCAGGGUGAUCAAGACGUGCAAGAAGAUGGGCAUCAAGACUGUAGCUGUUCACAGUGAUGUAGACUCCAGUGCUGUUCAUGUGAAGAUGGCUGAUGAGGCAGUGUGUGUUGGCCCCGCCCCAACCAGUAAGAGCUACCUGAACAUGGAUGCCAUCAUGGACGCCAUCAGAGCGACUGGAGCACAAGCUGUUCAUCCUGGCUAUGGGUUUCUCUCUGAAAACAAAGAGUUUGCAAAGCGACUGGCAGCAGAGGACGUGACAUUCAUUGGCCCAGACACCCAUGCUAUCCAGGCAAUGGGGGAUAAAAUUGAGAGCAAGCUGAUCGCUAAGGCUGCUAAGGUCAAUACUAUCCCAGGAUUUGAUGGAGUUGUCAAGACUGUUGAGGAAGCUGUGAAGAUUGCACAGGACAUUGGUUACCCAGUAAUGAUCAAAGCAUCUGCAGGAGGAGGGGGGAAAGGAAUGAGGAUUGCUUGGAAUGACGAGGAGACAAGGGAAGGUUUUCGGUUUUCGUCCCAGGAGGCAGCCUCCAGCUUUGGAGAUGACAGGCUGCUCAUUGAGAAGUUCAUAGACAACCCUAGACACAUAGAGAUUCAGGUGCUGGCUGAUAAACAUGGUAAUGCUCUGUGGCUGAAUGAGAGAGAGUGCUCCAUCCAGAGGAGGAACCAGAAGGUAGUGGAAGAAGCUCCCAGUACGUUCCUGGACCCAGUGACACGGCAGGCGAUGGGUGAGCAGGCAGUGCAGCUGGCCAAGGCUGUGCAGUAUUCCUCUGCUGGCACUGUGGAGUUCCUGGUUGAUUCUAAGAAGAACUUCUACUUCCUGGAGAUGAACACACGACUACAGGUGGAACAUCCAAUCACAGAGUGUAUUACUGGCCUGGACCUAGUAGAACAGAUGAUCCGGGUUGCCAAGGGUUACCAACUGCAGCACAAACAGGAAGAUGUACCAAUAAACGGCUGGGCCUUUGAGAGCCGUGUCUAUGCAGAGGACCCUUAUAAAUCUUUCGGUCUUCCCUCCAUUGGACGGUUGUCUCAAUACCAAGAGCCACUCAACCUCAGCAAUGUCCGUGUAGACAGCGGCAUCCAGGAGGGAAGUGACAUCAGCAUCUACUAUGAUCCCAUGAUCUCUAAGUUGGUUACCUAUGGAGCUACACGAGCUGAAGCCCUUGCCAAGAUGGAAGAUGCUCUGGAUAACUACGUUAUCAGAGGUGUGACCCACAACAUUCCCCUCCUGAGGGAAAUCAUCACCCACCCUCGCUUUGUCUCUGGUGACAUCAGCACCAACUUCUUGCCGGAAGUUUAUCCCGAUGGCUUCAAGGGCCACCAGCUGGAGGUGGACAAACGCAGGGAGCUGUUGGCCUCGGCAGUGGCUCUCUACAUCACUGCUCAGCUCCGUUCACAGAAGGUCCUGGGCAACCUGAGGAUGUCCUCCACGCCUGUGGAAUGUAGGUGCUGGGAGCUGUGUGUGGAGCUGGGGGAGGGACACCAUGCGAUUGAGGUUACAAAAUCAGGAGAUGUUUAUACUGUGGAGGUGGAUGGAGGAAAGGUGGAGGUUAGUGGACAGUGGAACCUGGCCUCCCCACUGCUGCCACUCACAAUCAAUGGCACUCACAGGAUGCUGCAGUGUCUGUCCAGAGAUGCUUCAGGAGAGAUUGUUCUGCAGUACCUGGGCACAUCGUUUAAGGUUCGCGUCAUGUCCAAGUUGGCUGCAAAGUUGAACUCCUACAUGCCAGAGAAAGUUCCAGAAGACACCAGCAGCAUCCUGCGUUCACCGAUGCCAGGCACAGUGGUUGCUGUGUCGGUCAGGCCUGGAGAUACGGUUGCAGAGGGUCAGGAGAUCUGUGUGAUUGAAGCCAUGAAGAUGCAGAACAGUAUGACUGCUGUCAAGCAAGCAAAGGUAAAGAGUGUCCAUUGUAAGCCAGGUGAGACGGUGGGAGAGGGAGACCUGCUAGUAGAGCUGGAAUAAAACACAACCUUUGAUGUGACAUCAGCACCAGGAUGUGCCUUACUCUUCUCUGUGUCCACAGAGGAAGAUCCUUAGAGGCAAAAAGAAAGUAACCAAUGUUGAUAUAUCUUGCUAGUGGUCAGUGUCCACAGUGGCCCCCAGCAGAGUUUUUUUCCCUGAUAGUGACUCAGAGCUAAGUUGUAUAAGCAGUGUUACAUUGUUUCCUCCCUGUCAGACUCCUUCAUUUUCCUUGAUUGAAAAAAUGUCCUAUGAAUCUUUCCGUUCUGCUUCUGUUUUGUGUGUUUUCCAGACCUGACUAUUUGUUUUUGUCAAAGGGUUAGUUCACCCACAUUUAAAAAAAGAAAAUCUCAUUUACCCUUAGUAGUGUGUGACCUUGCAGAUUGUUUUGGUUUAUGGGCCAAGGUUCUAAAGCUAGACUAUGUAACUUUUGCUUAAUAGUGGCAAUUGUGGUAGAUAGAUUAUGGCAGCUACAGCAGUAGCUGUAGCACAGCAGUAGCUGCCAUAAUUUAUCCUAAGUUGGCAAACAUUAACUAACAUCGGCUGCCAUAACCUACUGGUUAUAUCAGACCAGAUAAGGUUGUAACAUCAAAAGCCCUGAGUGUAUUGAAUUGUGCAAUGGUGCAUAUUAUUUCUUGUGAAUUAAAGGGAUGGUUACAUUGUCACCCAGGUUCUCUGAGUGGAGAGACUAUCUCUCCAGCUAAGAGCCACUCUGAAACACAUUCCAAUGGGGGUUAACUGGAGAGGCCACACAUGCGUGGUGCUUAUAUAACCACAGGUUGCUAAUCAGUGAAUGGCCACAACAGGUGAUGUGUCUUAAAGAGUAAUCCAUGUCAGCUGCCCCCAUAGGGGUCAGUCCCUGUACAUAUGGAAUAUUUAGGGUGGAGUGAUAGUCUCAACAAAAUAGAGAACCUCUCAUUUGUAAUAAGAAAAAAAAAACUUUAUUUCUUCCUUCAAAAGUUAAAUAGUGUUGCUUUAAAAUAUCAGACAUCAGAAAUAUCUGCUGCCACUCCCAUACAAUGGAAGUGUAUAGACCUUUGGUUUAUAAGCUGCUGCUGAGUUUUUCAAAUGUCAUUUCAUUUUUCAUUCAUUUUAACACCAAAAGCAAAAUCCCUUUCACUUGUCUGUCAGAUGUCUGUCUCCACUCCAGCACAAUAUAUCUCAAAAUCUGAUCAGAAAAAACCAAAACGAUUUGCAGACCUUGAUACCACUCAAGGGAAGUAGCUGUAAUUGUUGUCAUUUGAUUGAACUGACAAUUUAAAAGUAAAUAAAGUGUUUCUUUUCCACA